This is a messenger RNA of Procambarus clarkii (red swamp crayfish), 591 nucleotides long. RefSeq lists its product as uncharacterized. NCBI's taxonomy places the organism in Eukaryota, Metazoa, Arthropoda, Malacostraca, Decapoda, Cambaridae. The record is from RefSeq and is a predicted model, not a curated record.
AUGUCCAUCUCCAACCAGCUGGACUCCACACCGCCGCCAGCUGUCCAUCUCCAACCAGCUGGACUCCACACCGCCGCCAGCUGUCCAUCUCCAACCAGCUGGACUCCACACCGCCGCCAGCUGUCCAUCUCCAACCAGCUGGACUCCACACCGCCGCCAGGUGUCCAUCUCCAACCAGCUGGACUCCACACCGCCGCCAGCUGUCCAUCUCCAACCAGCUGGACUCCACACCGCCGCCAGCUGUCCAUCUCCAACCAGCUGGACUCCACACCGCCGCCAGCUGUCCAUCUCCAACCAGCUGGACUCUACACCGCCGCCAGCUGUCCAUCUCCAACCAGCUGGACUCCACACCGCCGCCAGCUGUCCAUCUCCAACCAGCUGGACUCCACACCGCCGCCAGCUGUCCAUCUCCAACCAGCUGGACUCCACACCGCCGCCAGCUGUCCAUCUCCAACCAGCUGGACUCCACACCGCCGCCAGCUGUCCAUCUCCAACCAGCUGGACUCCACACCGCCGCCAGCUGUCCAUCUCCAACCAGCUGGACUCCACACCGCCGCCAGCUGUCCAUCUCCAACGAACCAGAUUGAUUAG